AGACACUGACGGGUGGGGCCACUUGGUCAGCUCAAGGUCGAGCCAGUCAACCAGACCACGCAAAUCCACACUGCCCUCUCCCCCUCGCCGCCGGCGCCACCGCCACCGCCACCGCGCCGCCGCCUACACCAGCACACCAUGCUCCGCCUCCAGAAGUGCAUCCUCACCCAGCUGCUCCCUUCUACCUCUGCCUCCACCUCCCCACUCCACCGCCUCAUCUCCGCCGCCGCGCCCGCCGCAUCCCCAGGCCCCAGCUUCGCCGUGGAGGACUACCUCGUCUCCACCUGCGGCCUCACCCGAGCGCAGGCGCUCAAGGUCUCCACGAAGCUUUCCCACCUCAAGUCGCCAGCCAAUCCCGACGCCGUCCGCUCCUUCCUCGCCGGCCUCGGCCUCUCCACCGCCGACGUCGCAGCGCUCGUCGCCAAGGACCCCAAGUUCCUCUGCGCAAGCGUGGAGAGGACCCUGGCUCCCGUCGCCGUCGGGCUCGCCGGCCUCGGCCUCUCGCGUCCCGAGAUCGCGCGCCUCGUCUCGCUCGCCGGCGAGUUCUUCCGCGGCAGGUCCGUCGCCUCGAGGCUGGCCUACUUCCUCUUCCUCUUCGGCUCCUACGAGGACCUCCUCCGGGUGCUCAAGCACAGCCCCAAUCUCCUCGGAUGCGACCUCGACCGGGUCAUCAAGCCCAACGUCGCCUUCCUGCGGGAGUGCGGGCUAGGUGCUUGCGAUAUUGUCAGGCUGUGCAACCGUGUGCCAUGGCUGCUCGGCAAUAACCCGGAGCGCGUCCGGGCGAUAGUGGCGUGCGCUGAAGGGCUCGGUGUGCCCCGUGGAUCGGGGAUGUUCGGGCAAGCGCUGCAAGCUGUCGCAUUCCUCAGCCAGGAGAAAAUCACCGCCAAGGUCGAGCACUUGAAGAAGAUGUUCCGGUGGUCGGAUGCUGAGGUGGGCGUUGCUGUUUCUAAGGCUCCAGCGGUGCUGCUGAAGGCCAAAGAAUCGCUGCAGCGCAGGUCCGAGUUCCUCAUCUCCGAGGUGGGGUUGGAACCUGCAUACAUUGCUUUUCGUCCAGCAAUGCUCAUGUACAGCUUGGAGGGCAGGAUCAGACCCCGGUACUACGUUGUAAAGUUUCUCAAGGAAAAUGGAUUGCUUGAUCAUGACCGGGACUACUAUAAUACAAUCGUGAUCAGCGAGAAGGUAUUUAUGGAGAAGUUCAUAUGCCCUCACAAGAAAUCUGCACCGCACCUUGCUGAAGACUAUGCAGCAGCUUGCAGAGGGGAAAUGCCUGCGAGAUUCAUAUCUUCAUGAACCAACAACAGGGCAUUAAAAUUUGCAAACGUGUAGUGCACAAUAAAGGUUUCGCUCUGCCACCCAAUAGAGGUUUCCUUGUUCUUUUUGUAACUAUAUGCUUUUUUUCCUGCUAUUGUACGUCCCCUGUUUUUCUGAAUCUGUUGCAUGCUACCUUAGUCGUUGCUAGCUCCUGAUGAAACUGAUACUUGCAUUCCUUCAUGGCAUGGUUUUGAACUUCUUCAUCAUCAUGUAAUGUUGACACAGUCCUCAUGGUAAAAUAUAUCCAAUCGAAUUUCCGA
Molecule: messenger RNA, 1571 nt
Organism: Aegilops tauschii subsp. strangulata
Lineage: Eukaryota; Viridiplantae; Streptophyta; Magnoliopsida; Poales; Poaceae
Biological process (GO): regulation of DNA-templated transcription
Molecular function (GO): double-stranded DNA binding
Source: RefSeq, a predicted model, not a curated record